AAGCUUUGCAGUGUCACUUGACGCUCUGGAGGCUUCACAUGACAGACCUAACAGCAAAUCUCGGACCAAUUCGUGGAGAAGUUAUAACCAAGCUACUUCCCCUAAAAUAAAAUUUAUCUCAGCAAAAUACGAAAGGAAAGACACUUUUACAGUUAGGCUAUGUCAGUCAUGGCUGCUCCUGAGGGAAAGCUGACGGGACUGGUUGCGGCCACAUUUACUCCUUUAACCCCCCAGGGUGAAAUCAAGCUAUCAGAGAUUGGACCAUAUAUUAACUACUUGACAGAGAAGCAAGGUGUAAAUAACAUAUUUGUGAAUGGCACCACUGGAGAAAGCAUGUCUCUCAGCGUCGAAGAGAGGAAGUCACUUGCAGAGGAGUGGUGCCAGAAAGCCAAGGGCAAAAUGGAUCACGUGAUUGUGCACGUUGGCUGCAUGAGCCUUAAAGAUUCCCAAGAGCUGGCUUGCCAUGCAGCACAUAUCAAGGCUGAUGGGAUAGCAGUCAUUGCUCCCUCCUUCUUCAAGCCCAACACUGAAGCGUUGAGGAAGUUCCUCCAGGAAGUGGCCAAAUUUGCACCGAAUAUACCCUUCUAUUAUUAUCAUAUUCCAGCUGUCACUGGUGUUAAUGUGCCAGUGAGAGAUCUGUUGGAAGAUAUUGAGCAGCUCAUUCCCUCCUUCAGCGGCGUGAAGUUCAGUGGGACUGACCUGUUGGACUUUGGCCAGUAUGUCAGUCACAGUCACCCUCACUGGUCGGUCCUGUACGGCGUGGAUGAGCAACUGCUUGCAGCUUUGGCUUUGGGAGCUGAAGGAGCAGUUGGCAGCACAUAUAACUAUAUGGGAUGUCACGUCAGCAAACUCAUUUCAGCAUUUGACGAAGGCGAUCUUGUCCAAGCCAGGACAAUUCAGUUCAAGAUGCAAGAACUCCUCAGUUACGCCAUUAAACUUGGCUUUGAUCUGGGAGUGAACAAGCAACUGAUGAAUGAGUUGUCAGGCUUGCGUCUGGGGCCCCCUCGACUUCCCCUCAUGACUUGUCCUCCUUCUCUCAUCCUGUCCCUCGCACAGAAGUAUCACAGCCUUUUUCCUGAAUGCUGAUAUUCUCACACUGGGUUGUUGAACCUUGAAAAUCCCUCCACAACCUAAUUAGAGUGCACAUCUAAUUCCUAAUUCCUGUUAUUAAUGCCUCAGAUGUACAGUGUCUAUGAAGGUUCAAGUUACUGUAAGGGUAUCAUGUUAUACUACCAAACCAGCUGUUCUGAAUCCGAUGUUUACACUUUGUAUCAAACCUUACCGUUAAACAACACAGAAACAAACCACAUUUACAUUUCUUUAGCUAAAAUGCUUCAUUUGCAUUGAGGCCUGUGCAAAUAGUUCCAGGUGCACAGUAAGAGGAAGGAUCAAGUAAACCUGCAAAAUCAAUCCUAAAUACUCUUUGAAUUACAGAGCAUUUUUAAAUUUUUACCUUUGAAAUGUCCGGGAACUUACAACUAUAUUUGACUGUGGAGAAAAACAUGCAAGUAACAAAAGGGAACACAAGGAUGCAUUCUCUUGGUUGAAUGUACUGUAAUAUUUUCAUGGACAUUCUCAGUAGACAUCUUGUUCAUGACUCAGUCCUUCCUUUUGUUGGGGAAAAACUGCUGCUACUCCCGUUACUAUGUUAUGUUUUAAUCUUUAUCAUUUCGUAAAAUGUCAAAGUAACUAACAUCCAAUGUCUGGGGAAAUGUUUCUGCUGCAUUUACGGUCCUGGGGACUGUCACAAAUCAGCAGUAUUAUCUUACUGUCCUGAACUUUGGAAGACCUUUUUCUUCUUUGAAAAUCACAGAUAAAGAAAAACCCAAUCUGGAGAUAACUCCAUCAGAGGGACCAUUGAUAUGAACACCGUUGCAAGUGUCAGACACUCCGAAAAAAUUCUUUAGCAGGGAGCAUAAAACACUCAGAAAGGAGUUUCAGCCCAUGUUUUAAAAUAGAAUGUUAAGCUGUUAUUAAAUGUAUGCUGUCUGAAUGGCAUAUAAAAGGGAAAUGUAAUAUGCAAUUAAGAAUUUUUUAUUUGCAUUUUUAUAACACAAUCAUUACUAUUUUUAUUUUUACUAACAAUCAGUCAGUUUGUUCAAAUCUGUUUGGAUAUCAUAAGGCCAGUAUAUUUUUUUUAUCCUGCUCUCUUAGCUCUGUGUUACUUACUUUUUCUGAAAAAGCUAUGAUAGUUACCAUUUGUCCUGUUACACACACUGCAAUGUCCUGUAUUUGUUUGCUUAUUCAUUUUAGUCAGAAAUAAAGCUGUGUAUCUGUUGUA
Molecule: messenger RNA, 2281 nt
Organism: Scatophagus argus
Lineage: Eukaryota; Metazoa; Chordata; Actinopteri; Scatophagidae
Gene: npl
Product: N-acetylneuraminate pyruvate lyase (dihydrodipicolinate synthase)
Exons: 12
Coding region: 160-1086 (308 amino acids)
Biological process (GO): N-acetylneuraminate catabolic process
Molecular function (GO): 4-hydroxy-tetrahydrodipicolinate synthase activity; N-acetylneuraminate lyase activity
Source: RefSeq, a predicted model, not a curated record